AUGUCUCUCAAUGGGUUAGAAAAUCCCGCGGUUUUAGAAGCCUACCAGAUAGCUCUAAGUGAAGCGGGGGGAUGGUUUCUCCUUCACUACGUCUCGAGGGAUGAAGUCGCUCUCCUCGAUCGGGGAACAGGCGGGGUGCCGGAGGUGCGGAACACAAUCGACGGAUACGAGGAAGUCGCACCAUUGUACGGGUUUCUACAAUAUCGUCGCAGGAAGGUGGUGUUAAGCUAUCUGCCGGAGGGUCUAUCUCGACUGAUCCAAGCCCGUACCACCGUCCAGUUUCAAUCGAUCUUGGACAAAUUCACCCCUCAUGAUACAGUCUUUACUCUCGCAAAAUCCUCUGAUCUCACCGAGAGCUCGUUGUCGUCCGCAUGCUUGCUCCAUACUGCUUCAGGUUCCAUCACCUCCUCCUCGAGCUCACUCCGCCGUCGCAGGCUGAUGGAGAUCACCGAAGAUGCAGAGGAAAAUACUGGUAGCAAGGAUGCGGCAGAGACCCAGUCUCCCAAUGGCGACGGAAGGCGAAGGUCUUUCAGUCAGUUAUCAGAAUCCACGAUUGUAGCGCCUCCAGCUCCCUUGGACACGCAACCUUCCAAUGGGGACCAACCACCGACAGUCGCGAAGGACUCCAAUGACACACGUCCCUCCGUAUUUGGUGACCGGGACGCUGAACGCCGAGCUUCGGUUAAGAAUUUGCAGGAGGAACUCUCUCACCCAUCGACCGAGCCACGCAAGUCCUCCCAGUCCGCUAGGCCGUCACUGCGAGACCUGGAACGUUCAGGUAUAUACUCACCCAAGGUCAAGCGUGGUCCUCGACCCUCCGUCGAUGGAAGUGGGCGGCCGCGCACUGCAGGUAAUCUCUCUCGAAGCAUAGAACAACAGCGGCCGGUCGCCUCCUUACCGGCUGGGGUUCGGUCAUCUUCGCUCCGAAAAAGCAACCCAUUCCCUACCGCUCGUCCUCGAUCGCAUGGUAGCACCGUGGCUUCCACACCUAACAAAUCGGCCCCUCUUGUGCCUCCGUUACUUGUACCUCCACUAUCGGCGUCCAUCUCAAGACCUCCAUUAUCACCUGGUGCAAAGUCCUUGAGUGCUCUAUCGUCGUCUACAACAUCGCAUGAGAAGGAAAGACUCAUGAAGGCACUCCAGCUUCGGAAAACGCAGAUGGAAAGGAAGGCACAUGGAGUGAAUCAGGACCAGAGUGUAUCCAAAGGAGCGACAGUGAGCUCAAGUGAGGACAAGGAGAACAUUGGCGAUGCUAAGGUUGAUGAGCAAGAGCCAGUCACCCUCGAGAUCAGCAAGCCCCCUAUGACGGAAACUCAACCACCUGUCGCUAUGGAGUCAACAGAUCAACCCCAUAAUAAGGUACACACCCCUUCUAAUCAGACGGCAAAGCCAAAUUCAACCGAAGAAUUGAGCGCAACCCAUACCCCUGCCGAUAACACGUCAGAUUUUUCGGCAACCCAUGAAGAUGCGCAACCUUCGACCGACCGUAACGAAGCCUCAGAGGUUGAUGGGUCUCCAGAAGCACAGACACAUCGCGUACCUGAAACGCAAGCUGUUGAAGGCGACUCAGCCUUGCCUGUGGACAGCGCGCCUAAAAGUGGCCCCGGCUCGCCUAGCGCCGUCAUCAACGUCCCACCUGAGGACAAAUCCUUGAAAGCUCCAGAAGAAAUUGCUACACUCUCCCAACCAACUGAAAAACCCCCCAUUUCCGGUGAACAGGCAGCAACAGACCCCACAGGAGACUCCACCACGUCGCCGAUUCAUCCCCAGUCCAUCCCUUUGCAUACCUCUCCACCCUCUGGCUCACAGCCCAAUUCCCUUCUCGAUCCAUCGACCGUCAUAACACCGGACGCUACCGGGGAGCAGCAUGACCUAGCCCCUGAAGCUGAUCACCGGAAAGACAAACGCAAGCCUCUCCUCGAACCAAUCCAAGUUCCAACCCCAGAAUAUUCGGAUGACGAUAACUUUUCGGAUGAUUCCUUGAUGGAGGAACUGAAGAGCGCUACUGUGGAGGAAGCUAAGCCUAUAUCGGUCGGAAAAUCCCCGUUGUCGCCGGGUUAUUCGAACAGUGGAAAUGAUCGAUCUACCCCGGAUGCUUGGAAGAACUCUCGCGCCGUCUCCAACCCAAGUGCUAUAGGCAGCCAGCCCGCCAACCUGCAUGCACUUGCGGUUGGUCGAUCGGUGUCCACUCCUUACACAGACGCGGACGGCGCAGUGAACCCUGUUCUGGUGGCAAAGAAGAUCAAUGUAUCUUCUGGGAUUUCGAAACGCAUCAAGGCUUUGGAAAAAUUUUCCAACGGUCGCGACAUCCCGUCGACUGCUUCCUCGAACUUGGCGGCACCUUCUGCCUCCUCUUCCUUUGAGACUCUUCGAAAGAGGGCUUCGGUGUCAUUGGGUGGGCACUCUGAUCCAUCUGGAUCCAGGCAUGGAUCGUAUAGCCCCGAGACAUUCUCACGAGCUUCAAGCCUUAGACGCCGCGACUCUAGUACAAGUGCGAAGCGCACCUUAAAUUCAGUUUCCGUAACCGCUCGAAUUGUCCGCGAGUCGGGCGAGACUUCAGAACAAACCAAUGGGGCCUCCGGGGAGGGUGUCCUCAAUCUCCAUCCCAGUCAAUUGACUGUUGAACAUGAGACUUCUGAGGUCCCGCCUUCGCAGAAUUUGAUAGCAGAGUCAGGGACGAACAAAUCGGAGAAACGAAACAUGUCGACAUCCUCCGCCAGCUCUGGUCACCAGUCUAUCCUGCCUUCUAUUCAACGCCCUGAAAGCGAGAUGUCUAUUUCCUCUGCGUCGAGAAACGAAGGGGCUCUGCCGUUAAAUUCCGAUGCGCCCUCAUCUGAAGAUAAGAAGGAAUCUCGUACAUCUCGUCUGCUCCGUCGUAUGUCAUCUAUCACAGCGCAUCCCAGGAAGGGUGCUGUCGGUACACUGAGCCCCAUGGUGAAAGAAGAGGGCGGAGCUGAUGAAACUCAAAUAUCCGAGGCCGUUGACAUCGGGGAGGUCAACGUCCAGUUCCCCGAUACCUUACUUUGGAAACGACGGUUUGUUCGCAUUGAUAACAGGGGCUUCUUGGUUUUAACGCCGGGGAACGUCGAUUCAAGCAAUCGCAACAUGAUCAAGCGAUAUCAUUUGACCGAAUUCCGCACGCCCUGUCUACCGGAUGAGGAUCGUCAGGAACUUCCCAACAGUAUCCUGUUGGACUUUGUGGAUGGGGGGACACUGCAAUGUGCCUGCGAAUCCAGACAGGGGCAGGCCUUAGUACUUCACAGUAACUAG
Molecule: messenger RNA, 3270 nt
Organism: Aspergillus tanneri
Lineage: Eukaryota; Fungi; Ascomycota; Eurotiomycetes; Eurotiales; Aspergillaceae
Product: putative GPI-anchored cell surface glycoprotein
Exons: 4
Coding region: 1-3270 (1089 amino acids)
Source: RefSeq, a predicted model, not a curated record